CUAUUAUUUAUCGAUUACAAAUAGCAAUUUUUAUUUGUGGAUUUUUCAAACGCUUGAGAAAAUAACUCAUACAUUUGAUGCGUGAGGAUUCGAAUCGUUUAGAAGUGUUUAUUUUUGAAGCUGUAAGUGUCGAAACUGUUAAACAUGAGCGUAACCAGUAAAUUUUUGUCAUCUGAGAACGGGAUGCGCCACGAUAAAGUAGCAAUUUUGGAUGCAGGUGCACAAUAUGGAAAGGUGAUAGAUCGAAAAGUUCGAGAAUUACUUGUGGAAUCGGAAAUUUUGCCGUUAGACACUCCAGCCAUUGUGUUGAAAACAAACGGAUAUAGGGGUAUUAUAAUUUCCGGUGGACCAAACUCGGUAUAUGCUGACGAUGCACCUAAUUAUGACCCAGAUAUAUUUAAAAUUAAAAUUCCUGUAUUGGGUAUUUGUUAUGGAAUGCAACUCAUAAACAAAGAAUUCGGUGGCACCGUUCACAAAAAAAAUGUGCGUGAAGAUGGACAGGAAAACAUCGAAAUAGAGACAGGAUGUCCCUUAUUCAACCGCCUCAGUCGCACACAGUCUGUACUACUUACUCAUGGGGAUAGUGUAGAACGAGUUGGAGAUAAAUUAAAAGUGGGAGGUUGGUCUUCAAACCGAAUUGUAACGGCAAUUUAUAACGAAACUUUGCGCAUAUAUGGGGUGCAGUUUCAUCCAGAAGUGGAUCUUACUACAAAUGGGAAGCAAAUGUUCUCAAAUUUUUUAUUCGACAUUUGUGAAGCUACACCCAAUUUUACACUAGGAAACCGCAGAGAUGAAUGUAUCAAAUAUAUCAAGGACAAAGUUGGACCCAAUAGAGUUUUGUUGCUUGUUAGCGGAGGAGUUGAUUCAACUGUCUGUGCAGCUUUGCUCCGGCACGCUUUAAAUCCAAAUCAAAUUAUUGCUGUCCAUAUUGAUAAUGGAUUCAUGCGCAAGGGUGAAAGUGAGAAAGUUGAAAAAUCUCUGCGGGAGAUUGGUAUUAAUCUUGUAGUAAAGAAAGAGGCCUACCGAUUUUUAAAAGGUACAACGCAAAUCAAACGUCCGGGACAGUUUUCUGUUGUGGAAACUCCUAUGUUGUUUCAAACAUUUAAUCCAGAGGAAAAACGUAAAAUUAUCGGAGAUGUUUUUGUAAAAAUAACGAACGACAUAGUAGCGGAAAUGAAGUUGAAACCCGAGGAGGUAUUGCUUGCUCAAGGAACCCUUCGACCAGACUUGAUUGAAUCUGCAUCCAACUCAAUUAGUCAGACCGCGCAGACUAUCAAAACACAUCAUAAUGAUACAGAACUAAUAAGGCAAUUACGAAACGCUGGCCGUGUAGUUGAGCCAUUAAGUGACUUUCACAAGGAUGAAGUGAGAGACUUAGGUAGAGAUCUAGGACUUCCAACGGAAUUAGUUGAAAGGCAACCAUUCCCGGGACCGGGUCUAGCAAUAAGAAUUCUAUGUGCUGAAGAACCUUAUAUUGAAAAAGAUUAUUCAGAGACACAGGUUAUAGCUAAAGUAAUAGUAGAUUUUCACAACAAGCUACUUAAAAACCACGCAUUAAUUAAUCGCGUCAUUGGUUCUACAUCAGAAUCGGAACAAAAGGAACUGAAACGCAUUUCGUCAAGUGAUAAAAUUCAGGCCACUGUUUUGCCUUUGCGCACGGUUGGCGUUCAAGGAGAUAAAAGAAGUUACAGCUAUGUCGUUGGACUUUCUAGCAGUGGAGAUCCGUGUUGGAAUGAUUUAAUAUUUUUGGCCAAACUGAUUCCUCGUAUACUCCAUAAUGUUAAUCGUGUGUGUUAUAUAUUUGGUGAUCUUGUUCAAUAUCAAAUUACUGAUAUUACCCACACUACGCUUAACAGUUAUGUUUUGGACCAAUUAAGGGAGGCAGAUGCCAUAGCAAACGAAAUAUUAAUGCAAACGGGCCUUCACCGCAAAAUUUCGCAAAUGCCGAUCGUUCUGAUUCCCAUACAUUUCGAUAGAGAUCCAACUAAUCGAACUCCGUCGUGCUGUAGGUCAAUAGUUUUGAGACCGUUUUUAACAAAUGAUUUCAUGACGGGCGUUCCAGUGAUUCCUGGUUCAAACCAAUUGCCUACGCAGGUUUUAACCACCAUAGUUCAUGAAAUAUCUAAAUUAGAUGGGAUCUCGAGGGUUCUAUACGAUCUGACAGCAAAGCCUCCUGGAACAACCGAAUGGGAGUGAUUCUUGGAUAUAUUUUACAUUCAUUUAUAAAGUUUAUAAUUUACACAGACACAUUGUCAGUACCGAUUAUUAAAAAAAAACAA
This is a messenger RNA of Ceratitis capitata (Mediterranean fruit fly), 2279 nucleotides long. RefSeq names its product GMP synthase [glutamine-hydrolyzing] (gene bur). Gene Ontology annotation, molecular function: GMP synthase (glutamine-hydrolyzing) activity; GMP synthase activity; ATP binding. Bases 145 to 2196 code for a protein of 683 amino acids. The record is from RefSeq and is a predicted model, not a curated record. Lineage: Eukaryota; Metazoa; Arthropoda; Insecta; Diptera; Tephritidae. Gene Ontology annotation, biological process: GMP biosynthetic process. Gene Ontology annotation, cellular component: cytosol. The transcript is spliced from 12 exons.